UCCUCCUUUCGCUUUCCUUCUCUGCUCCAAGGCGUUCUUCCGGCCUGGCUUAGGCGCCGCCGGCGGUCGUCGUCGUCGUGCUCGGCUGAGGCCAGAGGCGGAGGAAAGGAGACUCUUCCGCGGUCAGGAGAUGUCCCGACCCAGCAGCGUCUCGCCCCGGCCUCCGGGAGGUGGGCCCCAGACGGCGGGCCCCGCGGCCGCCUCCGCCUCGUCGGCGUCGUCCUCUGGCCCCGGUGGCGGCCGGGCCAAGGGGCUGAAGGAGAUUCGCAUCGACGAAGAAGUGAAGAUCGCCGUGAACAUCGCCCUGGAGCGGUUCCGCUAUGGGGACCAGCGAGAAAUGGAAUUUCCAUCGUCUUUGACCAGUACUGAAAGAGCAUUCAUUCACCGAUUGAGUCAGUCUCUUGGUCUGAUUUCCAAAAGUAAGGGGAAAGGAGCAAACAGAUAUCUCACUGUGAAGAAAAAAGAUGGAUCAGAAUUGGCACAUGCAGUGAUGACCUGUAAUUUGACUCUGAAUACAAAGCAUGCAAUUAGGAGCCUAGUACAGAGAUUUCCUGUCACCAACAAAGAACGCACAGAGCUUUUGCCGAAGACAGAGAGAGGAAAUGUAUUUGCUGUUGAAGCAGAGAACAGAGAGAUGAGCAAAACAAGUGGGCGACUUAACAAUGGUAUCCCUCAAAUCCCAGUGAAACGUGGAGAAUCAGAGUUUGAUUCAUUUCGACAAUCUCUGCCAGUUUACGAAAAGCAAGAUGAAAUUGUUAGAAUUAUUAAAGAAAAUAAAGUUGUUUUGAUUGUGGGUGAAACUGGAUCAGGAAAAACUACACAGAUUCCUCAGUUUCUACUUGAUGACUGUUACAAAAAUGGAAUACCCUGUCGAAUAUUUUGCACUCAGCCAAGACGUUUAGCAGCAAUAGCUGUGGCUGAAAGGGUUGCUGCUGAAAGAAGAGAGAAGAUUGGCCAGACCAUUGGUUAUCAGAUCCGACUGGAAAGCAGAGUUUCUCCAAAGACACUGUUAACAUUUUGCACCAAUGGUGUAUUACUUCGUACACUAAUGGCUGGAGAUAGUGCACUGUCAACAGUAACUCAUGUCAUUGUGGAUGAAGUCCAUGAGAGGGAUCGCUUCAGUGAUUUCCUGUUAACAAAGUUAAGAGAUACUUUACAGAAACACUCAUCUUUGAAACUGAUACUCUCUAGUGCUGCUCUGGAUGUGAACCUGUUUGUCAGAUACUUUGCAGGCUGUCCAGUAAUAUAUAUACCAGGAAGACCUUUUGAAGUCAAAGAAAUGUUCCUGGAAGACAUAUUAAGAAGUACAGGCUAUACAAAUAAAGAGAUGAUUAAAUACAAAAAGGAAAAACUGCGAGAGGAGAAACAACAGACAACUCUGACUGAAUGGUAUUCUGCACAAGACAAUAGCAAGCUAGAACUUCAACGACAAAGGGCAGUUACAAAUGUAGCUGAAGAUAAUGAUCUGUUGGAUGAUGGCGGUGACACAGUUUUCAGUCAGUUGGCUGAAAAAGAUGUCAACUGUCUUGAACCUUGGUUAAUUAAAGAGAUGGAUGCUUGUCUUUCUGAUAUUUGGCUGCAUAAAGAUAUUGAAGCCUUUGCACAGGUGUUCCACCUUAUUUUAACUGAAAAUGUCAGUGUUGAUUACAGGCACAGUGAUACAAGUGCAACAACCUUAAUGGUAGCUUCUGGAAGAGGUUUCUUGAGUCAAGUAGAACAGCUGAUUGGUAUGGGAGCAAAUGUUCACAUCAAAUCAUCCAAUGGCUGGACAGCCUUGGACUGGGCUAAACAUUUUGGACAAACAGAAGUGAUUGAUCUGUUGGAGUCUUAUUGUGCCUCACUAGAGUCUGGUAAUCUAGAUGAAAGUUCCUUGGUCCAUGCUAAUGCAAGUGAACUUAGUGCUGAAGAUCGAGAAAUCCUGAAAGCUUAUCAUCACAGUUUUGAUGAUGAAAAGGUGGAUCUUGACUUGAUCAUGCACUUGCUGUUCAAUAUCUGUCAUAGCUGUGAUGCAGGAGCAGUUUUAAUUUUUCUUCCUGGAUAUGAUGAGAUUGUUGGCUUGAGGGAUCGCAUUCUAUUUGAUGACAAAAGGUUUGCCGAUAACAAUCACAGAUUCCAAGUUUUUAUGUUGCAUUCAAAUAUGCAGACAUCUGAUCAGAAGAAAGUGUUAAAGCCCUCACCUCCAGGCAUACGCAAAAUAAUACUUUCUACAAAUAUUGCUGAAACAAGUAUCACAGUUAAUGAUGUUGUCUUUGUGAUUGAUUCCGGAAAAAUGAAGGAGAAGUCCUUUGAUGCAUUGAACUGUGUAACAAUGUUAAAGAUGGUAUGGAUUUCUAAAGCUAGUGCCAUUCAAAGGAAGGGCAGGGCAGGACGUUGUCGACCUGGAAUUUGUUUCCGACUUUUCAGUAGACUAAGGUUUCAAAAUAUGCUGGAAUUUCAGACUCCAGAGCUUCUAAGAAUGCCUCUGCAGGAGCUUUGUUUGCAUACAAAACUGCUAGCUCCUAUCAAUUGUCCAAUUGCUGACUUUUUAAUGAAAGCUCCAGAGCCGCCACCUGCUUUAAUUGUGAGAAAUGCUGUGCAGAUGCUUAAGACAAUAGAUGCUAUGGAUACCUGGGAGGAUCUGACAGAACUUGGCUAUCAUCUGGCUGACUUACCAGUCGAACCCCACCUUGGUAAAAUGGUCUUAUGCGCUGUUGUUCUCAAGUGCCUGGAUCCUAUUCUGACCAUUGCGUGCACCCUUGCAUAUCGUGACCCUUUUGUGCUACCAACACAGGCCUCUCAAAAACGUGCAGCCAUGCUGUGUAGAAAACGGUUUACUGCAGGAACAUUUAGUGAUCAUAUGGCCCUUCUCAGGGCUUUUCAGGCAUGGCAGAAGGCACGAAGUGAUGGCUGGGAAAGAGCUUUUUGUGAGAAGAACUUCCUUUCUCAGGCAACAAUGGAGAUUAUCAUAGGAAUGAGAACACAGUUGCUUGGGCAGCUCAGAGCAUCAGGUUUUGUAAGAGCCAGAGGUGGUGGAGAUAUAAGAGAUGUUAAUACAAACUCAGAGAACUGGGCUGUGGUCAAAGGUGCCUUAGUAGCUGGAAUGUAUCCAAAUAUAGUUCAUGUUGACAGAGAGAACAUUGUGUUGACUGGGCCAAAAGAGAAAAAAGUGCGAUUUCAUCCUACCUCAGUUCUGAGCCAACCACAGUAUAAAAAGAUUCCUCCAGCUAAUGGCCAAGUGGCAGCUAUUCAGGCACUCCCUACAGACUGGCUUAUAUAUGAUGAAAUGACAAGAGCCCACCGAAUUGCUAAUGUCAGGUGCUGUUCAGCUGUGACUCCAGUCACUGUAGCCCUCUUCUGUGGAUCAGCUAGAUUGCCAAGUAAUGCUUUGCAGGAGCCUUCAUCGUUCAGAGUAGAUGGUGCUCCUAAUGAUAGCAGUGACAGUGAAAUGGAAGACAAAACAACAGCUAAUUUGGCUGCAUUGAAACUGGAUGAAUGGCUCAAUUUCAAACUAGAUCCAGAGGCUGCCAGCCUCCUCCUCCAACUGAGACAGAAAUGGCACAGCUUAUUUCUCCGGCGGAUGAGAGCGCCUUCAAAGCCCUGGUCUCAGGUUGACGAGGCAACUAUACGAGCGAUCAUUGCUGUGUUGAGCACUGAAGAACAGUCUGCAGGUCUGCAGCAGCCUUCUGGAAUCGGACAGAGACCCAGGCCCAUGUCAUCUGAAGAACUUCCUGUAGCAUCUUCGUGGAGAUCAAACUCUAGUCGAAAAAGCUCGGCAGAAGGAGAAUUCGUAGAUGAUGCAUUUAAUCCUGAAAAAAAUCCCCCCAAAGCGUCUUUAAGUUAUGAUAUAAACAAAGAGCAGAACAGUACAAUAUUAAGAGUUCUAAUGAAGUCUGCAUCUCCAGCAUUUCACCAACCACUGAAAUUCAAAGAGAGAAGUGUCCAGCAUUCCAAAAGAAGCACAGAUGACAGGUCAGACCAGUUAUCUCUGAAAUCUACGGACAGUAGCAGUUACCCCAGCCCCUGUGCCAGUCCCUCUCCUCCAUCAUCUGGAAAGGGCUCGAAGUCUCCUUCCCCACGGCCAAAUAUGCCUGUUCGAUACUUUAUUAUGAAAAGCAGCAAUUUGAGGAAUCUUGAGAUUUCACAGCAGAAGGGAAUUUGGUCUACAACCCCAAGUAAUGAGCGAAAGCUGAAUCGAGCCUUUUGGGAGAGCAGUGUUGUUCACUUGGUGUUUUCUGUUCAAGGCUCAGGCCAUUUCCAGGGUUUUGCUCGAAUGUCUUCAGAGAUAGGUCGUGAAAAAAGCCAAGACUGGGGCUCUACAGGUUUAGGAGGAGUAUUCAAAGUGGAAUGGAUCCGUAAGGAAAGCCUUCCCUUUCAGUUUGCUCAUCAUUUGCUAAAUCCUUGGAAUGACAACAAGAAAGUACAAAUAAGUCGAGAUGGCCAGGAAUUGGAACCUCAGGUUGGUGAACAACUGCUACAGUUGUGGGACCGUAUUCCUUUAGGGGAGAAAAACACAGCUGAUUGAAAAUACUGUAAAAGGUUCCGAGUCAUGCAUUCUCUCUUGAUGUUGCACCCCAUAUGAAUCAGUCAGCCAAGAUCACCAGGGCACCUGCAGAAAAAGGAAGAAUGAGAAUGAAGCAGGCUGAAGGAAUUCAGUGGAACAGACUGGAAAUGCAACUACUUUCUGCUUUGAAAGAAGCAGCGUGGACUGCUCUUAAUUUUGUUGAAAUGUUACACUGAUGCUUCAUUUACAAACAUAAGGACACCCAAUCAGACAGAAACCUUUGGUGGACUCGAAAUAGUGUUGUCAUAUAUAUUUAAUAUUUCUUCCUGAAGAAACAAAACGUUCUCAGUAGUGUUCUGUUCAGACACAAUGCUCUACAAAAAAAGGUUCAGAGAUAAAGUCUUCUGCUGCUGAAAUAAAAACUUGUGAGAGAUUAAAUUGCUUGGAUUAAAUUACUUAAAAUUAUAACAUGGAUGCCUUUAACACACUAGCUUCAGGAUAUUUAAAUUUUAACGUUUUUCUGUGUCAAGUAUGCAGACACAAAAAUAUAUAUUGCAUUUUUUUUGUAGGGGAUGAACUUCAAUGUUGAAGGAAAAGACCCUUCAAAAAGCUUCUGGGCAUUGGAUUGGCUACAUCAUAACCACUUUCUCAAAACCAUUGCCAGCAGUGUUUUCUUCUCAUUUCCAAUAUUACCUGGUUCUUCUUAUUCAUUUUGUUAAUUUAAUUAGUUUUUUUCAAAAUAGGCUUUCUUCAACAAAGUUGAUGCAUAUGUAUUUUCCAUGUAUAGCACCACUGUACCCAUUAAAUGUAGCUCUAGUCUUGUGAGAAAUAUCUGUCUAAGCAGAAGUUUAAGUGGGGAGAGAAAUGUCAUAUUGAAUUGGAAGGAAAUUAACAAGAUUGGCUUUAAUUUUUGCAGUCUUCAAAGCUAGUAAAAAGAGUUCCAGAUUUCCCCACCCCCAUAAAAUUGCAAUGUGAAAGUAGAAGAGACGGAGAGGUUUCCUUUUCAAUUAAACACUACAUGAGCAUUCUGACAAAGAUUCUGGAUUUAGGGUGACACUUUUUUUUCAUAUUUCAGUAUAGAUUGACUUCUUCAUGGUUCCUGGUAAUAAGUGAUUGAGUUCUUCUGUACACCAAUGUAGCAAUCUCUUACUAUGUUUUACUGACUGUGAUCCAAAUCACCUUAUCUGUUUACAAGUUGCAAAUUGGAAAUAAGGUAUCUUUAGAUUAAACUUGUUUUGUUUCUAUC
Molecule: messenger RNA, 5726 nt
Organism: Pogona vitticeps (central bearded dragon)
Lineage: Eukaryota; Metazoa; Chordata; Lepidosauria; Squamata; Agamidae
Gene: YTHDC2
Product: YTH N6-methyladenosine RNA binding protein C2
Cellular component (GO): intracellular anatomical structure
Molecular function (GO): helicase activity; RNA binding; ATP binding
Source: RefSeq, a predicted model, not a curated record